AUAGAUGAGUGAAAAUUGUUUUUUUUUUAAAAAAGUCAAAAUUAGUCCAAAAUAUUUGUGGGAGUUGAAGCGAGCUUGAACCCUCGUGACGUCUCCAUGUUGCGUCCGCCGUCGGGCCAGUCCACCGGGAGUCUGCCGCACCCGCGCACCGUCGCCGUGCAUGGGCGCCUCGCAUGAGGGGAGGGCACUGGGCAGGCAGGGCGGCAGACACACGCCAUUGGUAGAGUUGAGCGCCAAACUUGUUGACUCAGAAGCGCGCGGCUCGUCAGCGUCCUCCUCCUCUUCUUCCUCUUCCUCCUCUUCCUCCGAUCUGAUUGCACGCGCCGUUCAGCGGGGAAUCAUUUCUCCUCAUUCUCCACCUCCCCCCACAACAACCAUUGUUUUUAUUUUUUGGUUGUUCUUUACGCGCAUCUUUCUCAGGUGGAUUCCAACCAAGCCGCCGCCCUCCAUUUAGGAGCCCCAAUUUCUCCACUUGAAAAAAAAAACCCGGUACUGUCUGAGAGAUGGCUUUCAUGGUGAAGCACGUGGUGGGGGGCCAGCUGAAGAAUUUGACGGGCGGGCUGACGGAGGAGAAACCCGAGGCGGAGAAGACGGAAGCGGCGGCGCAGGGGAUGACCCAAGAGGAGUUCGAGCAGUACCAGCAACAGUUAGAGGAGGAGAAACAAGAACGAGAGGCUAAUUUUGCCCAGAAGAAAGCCGAGCGAGCCACCGUGAGGAGUCAUUUUCGGGACAAGUACCGACUACCAAAGAACGAGCUGGACGAGACCCAGAUUCAGCAGGCGGGCGACGACGUGGUCCUCCCCACCGAGCUGGCCAAGAUGAUCGCCGAAGACAACCAGGAGGAGGCGCACAAGCAGUCGGUGCUGGGCCAGCUGUCCAACCUGCAGAACGUCGACAUGGACCAGCUCAAGGACAAGGCCCAGGCCACGCUGGAGGACCUCAAGAAGCAGACAGAGAACUGCAGCCUCAUGUGAUGUCAGGAAACAAAGAUUGCUCACAGGCGGAGCUUCUUGGAAGGAGGAAGUAGCAGCCUAAGUGUUUGUUCGCGUCGCGCACCAAUUUCAAAUCCUGUUACGGUUUAAAACAACUAUUUUGCUCUUGAUUGUUUUGAUUAUUAUUUAUUAGCAUUCGUGUAUUGGAACAUUGCUUUGUCAGAUUUUUUUUUUUUUUAAACACAAUCUAUGAGAAGUUAAUGCCCUGUACCAAUUUUUCGUACACUGACACUGACGUACGAACCCAAAUGAUAUGAUACUUAAAGGGCGGAGCCAGACACACAGCCGAACACUGAUUCGUUGACAGAAAAGAUUCACAGGAAAUAUCUAUUUCUUUGAUCUUUUGUGGGUCGUUUACAAAAACAAACCAAAACAGUUUUUGGUACCUUGGAGGUAUGGGACCAAUGUUUCAAUCAAAAACGGUGUCGUGUGAACAGUUCCCGAAGCUCUCUGCUCCGUUUUCCAGAAGCUCUUCCUCUGAGAAACCGAUGGUCUGUGUCAGUCAAGUCCUUCCUUUUUCGCUGCUAAACUCAGAGAAUUCCAACAUAAGAUGGAAAUCCGCAUCAUCAAGAGCUAAUUUGAUUUCGCUGACAAAGCCAUCCCGUUUAGGAGUACAGUAUACUGUAUUAAAUUUGGGCACUCGCUGUGGCUUUUUGCAGGGAUAAGCAUUUGAAAAGCACAAAAAUGGCAACGUUAAGUAAGACUUUGUCCGAUUUUAGUAUCUACUACUACCUGGAAGCUACAGUUAACAUUAAGCCUUUUUAAUGUUUUUUUGUUUUGUUUCGUUUUGUUUUUGAAUAAUUUAUUUUCACGUUAAUAACCUAUGACGUCUGAGAAAAUAAGCCAUGUGUCAAUUUAGGGACGUUACUGAGUGCAAUACAUGGGUGUAAAGACAUAGCUCCCCAAAAUUUUCCCAAAAUGAGCCAUCACCACCGAGUGGGAAAGCCUUGUCUUUGUGCUGAACAUGGAAGUGUCAUGAAAAAUACUCGAAAAUAAUACGUAAAACGCUGCUAAAAAAAGUACACAUGUAAAUGCUUUUAGAGGCCAAAGCGCGACAUGUGAGAAUAUUUGUGUCCUCAUAACGGCAAUAUUUUAUGUUGUGUGUACGCGCCGAGCUCAUUGUGUGGUGCCGUUUUGUGCCAGUGGAUUAGCUGUCGUCAAGUCGAGUGGUGUCCUCGUGAACCUUGUUAGCGCUAAUGCUAACACCGUGGCCAUCAUGGUGUCAUUUUCGGAGGGGUCCGAUUGUUGUAUUGGUGUUUGUGGACUUUUUGUGUAGCCAUGGCAAUAUAUACGCUUCUCUGUACCACUUUACAACAGGGGUACCCUUAUUCACGUGUCAAUAAUGCAACCAUAAAGCCUUUUCAGUCAUAAGCCGUUGAUCAGUGUUGCUCACUAUUUUGAGAGAUGAUGCUAUUAGCAUACUUCAGUGUGGACUCACAACCUUCAGCCAAGCCUAAAACCGAACCUACAACUGUAGGUUGACUCUGACCUCAACCUACACUAACCGCAACAUAAGCAGCAUCUGUUUAUGAAGUCUUAUAUGAAGUAUAACGGGUUCAGAAACUAAUGAAUAAUUGUCCAUGCUACCCUUACUGUAAAAGUGGUACUCACCUCACAAACCUGCGUUGCUUUGCCAAAUUUCUUUUCUGUGCUUUUAGCUUUUUUUUGUUUUUUUGCAAAUAAACUGGUGUGUAUGUGUGUGUUUGUUAAAAGCAAAUGUGUUAUCCAGUUGCAUUGAGGGACAGCGCUUUAUGGACAAUAAUAUUGUGACUGUUGGAAAUGUUCCUUUCCACCAAAUUCAACAGAGCACACCAUUAUGGCUCUGGCUUUAUGCAGUGGGAUGUCCAAAUUGGUUAAACCAUCAAUCAAAGGGUGUGUCUCAAUAUUUUUGUCCGUCAAAUGAAUGAAUGGAUGGACGCUGGGGAAAUCCUCAUUGCGCUGGUUCUUGUCACGUGAUGGUGAUAGACCAGUAGAUGUUCAUCAUGAAAAAUACAAGAAAAAGUAGCAAUAAGUUUUUUUUUGUUUGUUUGUUUUUGUUUUUUUAAUAUUGCUACUCGGACGUAUCUACUGUAAUAAUAAUAACAGUAUUAAUAAUCAUAAUAAUAAGAAUAAUAAAGGGGGAAGCGAAGCCAUAAGAAACGAGACUUGCUUGCUUUGUAUAAGUGUGUUUUGUCUUUCUCAUCAAAUAUUUCUGUCAUUCUGUCUCUGACGGGACUUUCAAUUGCAAUAAACAUAUUUUUGGAUAAUGUU
Molecule: messenger RNA, 3242 nt
Organism: Hippocampus comes (tiger tail seahorse)
Lineage: Eukaryota; Metazoa; Chordata; Actinopteri; Syngnathiformes; Syngnathidae
Gene: cplx3b
Product: complexin 3b
Exons: 4
Coding region: 504-974 (156 amino acids)
Biological process (GO): synaptic vesicle exocytosis; neurotransmitter transport; regulation of neurotransmitter secretion
Cellular component (GO): SNARE complex; terminal bouton
Molecular function (GO): syntaxin binding
Source: RefSeq, a predicted model, not a curated record